AGGACAUCAGCUUUCCUCCGUCCUCACCUCUUCUCCCAUUCUCCCCAAUUAUUAAAUACUCCGUGGUUACGAUUAUUUGUGGUGUGAGCUCGAAUUGAUUUCACUUUGUCUUCACGACCCUCAGUAAUAAGGUUUUGUACCUGAUUGGGCCUUAUCAGUUCCUGUCAGCUGCCGGAAAUGGCAUCUUCUCAAGCUGCGGGUAGCUCCCCACCAGACGGUACAGGUGUUAUACAGCUGGACCCUUGGCUAGAACCCUUUCGGGAAGUUCUAAAGCAGAGGUUCAAUUUCAUCGAAGGUUGGGUCAAGACCAUCAAUGAGGCGGAAGGAGGCCUGGAGAAAUUUAGCAAGGGUUACGAGAGGUUCGGUCUCAACGUUCAACCCAACGGUGAGAUUGUCUAUAGAGAAUGGGCUCCAAAUGCCGUGGAGGCGCAACUAGUUGGAGACUUCAACAACUGGGAUGUUACGACCCACCCAAUGGCGAAGAACGAUUUUGGCGUCUGGGAGAUUACAGUGCCAGCAAAAGAUGGUGCUCCGGCUAUCCCCCAUGGUAGCAAGAUCAAGAUAACUAUGGUAACCCCCAGCGGAGAGCGAAUCUAUCGAAUCCCCGCGUGGAUCAAACGUGUGGUGCAAGAUCUGGAUGUGUCACCAACAUAUGAGUCGGUCUUCUGGAAUCCACCCAUCGAGAAACAGUAUAAGUUCCAGCAUACUCACCCGAAGAAGCCUGAAAGUCUUCGGAUUUAUGAGGCCCAUGUGGGAAUUUCAUCUCCCGAAACCAAGGUUGCGACAUACAAAGAGUUCACUGCUAACAUGCUCCCUCGAAUCAAAUAUCUGGGCUAUAAUGCAAUUCAGUUAAUGGCCAUCAUGGAGCAUGCCUACUACGCCAGCUUCGGAUACCAGGUCAAUAACUUCUUCGCAGCGAGCAGCCGCUACGGUACACCUGAAGAUUUGAAGGAGCUCGUUGACACGGCCCACAGUAUGGGUCUUGUAGUGCUUCUCGAUGUUGUUCACAGUCAUGCAUCAAAGAACGUGCUUGACGGAUUGAACAUGUUUGACGGCACGGACCACCUGUACUUCCAUGGUGGUGGAAAAGGUCGACAUGAGCUGUGGGACAGUCGAUUGUUUAACUACGGUAAUCAUGAAGUUCUGCGCUUUCUUCUAAGCAACUUGCGCUUUUGGAUGGACGAGUAUGGCUUUGACGGUUUCCGCUUUGAUGGUGUCACAAGUAUGCUUUACACUCAUCAUGGAAUCGGAACGGGCUUUUCUGGAGGAUACCAUGAGUACUUCGGUUCUUCUGUUGACGAAGAAGGUGUGAUGUAUCUGGCACUCGCCAACGAAAUGCUGCAUAACCUCUAUCCCGAUUGUAUUACAGUGGCGGAAGAUGUCUCUGGGAUGCCAGCCCUCUGUCUACCGCACUCCAUCGGCGGCGUAGGCUUUGACUACCGCCUUGCCAUGGCCAUCCCAGACAUGUACAUCAAGCUCUUGAAAGAGAAGGAAGACGAUGAGUGGGACAUAGGAAACUUGUCCUUCACAUUGACAAACAGGCGCCAUGGCGAGAAGACGAUCGCCUACGCAGAAAGCCACGAUCAAGCGCUUGUGGGUGACAAAACACUCAUGAUGUGGCUAUGCGAUAAAGAAAUGUACACUCAUAUGUCCGUCCUAACCGAGUUCACCCCUGUCAUCGAACGAGGCAUGGCCUUGCACAAGAUGAUCCGACUAGUCACCCAUAGUCUCGGAGGUGAGGGUUACCUCAACUUUGAAGGCAACGAGUUCGGUCACCCAGAGUGGCUCGACUUCCCCCGAGAAGGAAAUAACAACUCCUUCUGGUAUGCACGACGCCAGCUGAACCUAACCGAGGACCAUCUCCUGCGAUACAAAUUCCUCAACGAAUUUGACCGCGCCGUUCAAUUGACCGAGGAGAAAUAUGGUUGGUUGCAUUCACCACAGGCAUACAUCAGCCUCAAGAAUGAAACCGACAAAGUUCUCGUCUUUGAGCGUGCAGGGCUUCUUUGGAUUUUCAACUUUCACCCAACCAACAGCUUCACCGAUUACCGCGUUGGUGUCGAGAAGGCAGGCACGUACCGUAUUGUACUCGACACCGAUGAUCCAGCAUUCGGUGGGCUAAAGCGCAAUAUUAAGGAGACUCGAUUCUUCACUACUGAUUUCGCAUGGAAUGGCCGGAGUAACUUUCUUCAAGUCUACAUCCCCACCAGGACCGCGCUGGUCCUAGCAUUAGAGGAAACACUGUAAUACCCCUGUAUCUUUGGGGCAUUUGCGAGUACACCUUUCGCUCUAGUAAAUCUAGUAAAGCUACCAUCCACAACAGCAGUUGCUCGCCUGUCUCUUCCUAGCUUCAUAGUUCUUGAUUAAGAUCAUUUGCCUGUCCUUAGAAAUCAGUCUUUAGAACUCAGUCCUUAUAUAGUCAUCUCCAAGACUUGGGCAUUACAAUACUAAUCCUUCGUAUCAGGAAACUUAUAAUGUCAAUCGAACUGUAAAUAGAGGAUCAUCACCCAUCGCAUAUGUACCAG
This is a messenger RNA of Aspergillus alliaceus, 2525 nucleotides long. Its product is annotated as 1,4-alpha-glucan branching enzyme GLC3. Gene Ontology annotation, cellular component: cytoplasm. The transcript is spliced from 8 exons. Gene Ontology annotation, molecular function: 1,4-alpha-glucan branching enzyme activity; hydrolase activity, hydrolyzing O-glycosyl compounds; cation binding. NCBI's taxonomy places the organism in Eukaryota, Fungi, Ascomycota, Eurotiomycetes, Eurotiales, Aspergillaceae. The record is from RefSeq and is a predicted model, not a curated record. Gene Ontology annotation, biological process: glycogen biosynthetic process. The coding region runs from base 178 to 2247 and encodes 689 amino acids.